GAACGAUUGACCUCUUUUACUCAGAGGCACCCGCAGGACUGGACCGUCACUCAGCCAGGACUUCCACUUGACCUCGCAGAAACUCCAGCAGAGAAGGGACGGGGCCUCUCACAAGACACCAGCUCACCAACUAUGUCCUCCACCGCACACUUUGCCAUUGGCUUGUUGGUUCCUCACCUACGUCGAAAAAGCGGUCUCAGAUCACGGGCACCAGAGUACCUGCAUUCCACACUAUAUACAUACUACCAAUACUGCUACUGAUCGACGUUCGUCAUCGCAUUUGGCGCGUGUCGCGGUGAAGGAGGUUGAAACGAACUAGGUAAGGUAGCUAACCUAGCUGACUGUUUCGCCGCAUUGGUCGACUUGGACGACUUGGACGACUUGGAUUGUUUGACUGUGGGCCAGAAGCAGUCAAGAGUUUGUUGGCUAAGGAAAAGUGGAAAGUGGAUAUAUAGUUGAAGAACGACAGCCGUCCGGUUCCCUCUUGGGGUUACAGGGGUUGCAGAAGUUGUUACGGAAGUCCUCAGCACAGAAACCAUCACAAACUCAAAAGUCGAGGACACAUUGGAAGACGAAAUCAACGAAAUCAUCAUGCGCCCAGACGUGAUCCCGAGGAAACUCUGGGAGCACCCGGACCCGGAGAGCACGCCGAUGUGGCGGUUCUUGCAGAAUGUGAAUAAGCGACAUGGACUUGACAUGAAGACCUUUUCGGAGCUCCAUGAAUACUCCCUCCGAAACCGCUCGCAAUUCUGGGCAGACGUCUGGGAGGAAGCCAACUAUAUCCACGAAGGCACCUACAGCAGAGUAGUCGACGAAUCCGCCCCCAUUGACGCCGUUCCCAUCUGGUUCGAGGGCGUCAAGCUCAGCUACGCCGAGAACGUGCUCUACUCCCGACCCAAGGGCAGCUCUUCAAGUCAAAUCCGAUCCACAGUAGGGAAGGAAGACGACAAGGUAGCCGUGACCGAGGUGCGUGAAGGCGCAAGCGAAACCCGCGAUGCCACCUACGGCGAGCUGCGCGAGCGAGCAGGGAGACUAGCCGCCGCGAUGAAGGCGCGUGGAGUCAAGAAGGGCGACAUUGUGGUCAUUGUGGGUUCCAACAGCAUCGACACACUGCUCGUCUGGCUGGCCACCUCGUGGCUGGGCGCCAUCUUCAGCAGCAGCUCUACCGACAUGGGCACCAAGGGCAUCCUGCAGCGGACGGUGCAAGUUAAUCCCAAGCUGCUUUUUAUGGACGACGCAGCCCUCUACAACGGCAAGAUCGUCGACCUCCGGGAAAAGAUGGCCGAAGUGGUCGAGGGCCUCAAAGACUGCAGCAACUUUGACAACAUAGUCUCCAUCCGACGCUUCUCCGAAGCCCGCGACAUCUCGGCCGUUCCAAAAGCCAUCACCUGGGACGACUUUCUUGCUUCCGCAGGCGCCACGCCCGCCAUCCCGGACUUCGUCCGCAUCCCCUUCCACGAACCCUACCUGAUCUGCUACUCCUCCGGCACCACCGGAACGCCCAAAGCCAUCGUACACUCCCUCGGCGGCGUGAUGAUCUCUUACUUCAAAGAAGGCGGGCUCCACGAAGGUCUGACGGGCUCCGACGUAACCCUCCAAUACACCACCACAGGCUGGAUCAUGUACCUCUCCAACGUUGCCAUCUUGCUCUACGGCGGCAAAACCAUCAUCUACGACGGCUCGCCGUUCAAACCCGACUCCUCCAUCUUGAUUUCCCUCGCCGCCCAGCAUAGAGCUACCAAGUUAGGCAUUUCUCCCCGAUGGAUGUUCGAAUUUGCCAAAAACGGCCAAUCACCCCGUGAAAUGGCCGACCUCUCAGCUCUGCGGAUCGUCACUUGCACAGGGAUGGUUCUCUCCGACCAGCUCUUCGAGUGGUUCUACGACUCUGGCUUCCCCCCUUCGGUCCAACUCGCCAAUAUCUCAGGAGGCACCGACAUCGCCGGCUGUUUCGGCAUCUGCAACCCCCUGACGCCCGUCUACGUCGGCGGCACCCAGGGUCCCUCGCUGGGCGUCGCCGUGGAAAUCUACGACUCCAUGGUUGGGGAUGGCGAACCAGGCCGUCCCGUCCCCGAAGGCACAGCAGGCGAACUGGUCGCCACCACCGCAUUUCCCAACCUCCCUUGCUUCUUCUGGGCCGAUCCCAUUCCCGACGGCCAGAAAGGGGGGGUGGCGUCCCCGGGAACGCGCUACCACUCUGCUUAUUUUGCGCGCUUCCCGCACGUCUGGGCACACGGCGAUUUCUGCGUGAUUCACCCGACCACGCGAUCUUUGCACCUCCUCGGUCGCGCCGACGGGGUUCUCAACCCUUCGGGUGUGAGAUUUGGCUCGGCGGAGAUUUACAGUGUCAUUGAGCGCAGGUUCGCCGAUCGCGUGCAGGAUUCGUUGUGUGUAGGGCAGAGGAGGCCGAAGGAUCAUGAUGAGAGUGUGAUGCUCUUCUUGCUGAUGAAGCCCGGCCAGAAGCUGGAUGAGGCGCUAGUGAAGGAGGUCAAGGAGGCGAUUGGAAAGGAUCUGAGUAAGAGGCAUGUGCCGAAAUGGAUUUUUGAGACGCCUGAGAUUCCGACAACCAUCAAUCUUAAAAAGGUUGAAUUACCCGUCAAACACAUCGUGUGCGGACGCAAGGUCAAGCCGAGUGGGACGCUGGCUAAUCCGCAGAGUCUGGACUUUUACUACCAGUUUGCCAAGGUGGAGGAGCUGGUGAAUCCUCAUCCUAACCUUUGAGGGUAUAAUAAUGGGGGAUGAUCUCUGAGUAUGGGGAUGUCUUUUACGAACUUACGAUAAUCAUGUAAUGUUUGAUGUAUGAUCAGGGGAUUAUUAGUACGACAGUAAUGUACACGACACAAGGGUUGGAUACGAUGAUGAGCUGAAUCCAAGACUUACCAACCACUGGCUCGAUUCCAACCCAAUACCCCGUCAUGAAUCAUCUGCUUUUAAU
Messenger RNA from Neurospora crassa OR74A, 2932 nucleotides. Its product is annotated as acetoacetyl-CoA synthase. The record is from RefSeq and is a predicted model, not a curated record. Gene Ontology annotation, biological process: lipid metabolic process. Gene Ontology annotation, molecular function: acetoacetate-CoA ligase activity. Lineage: Eukaryota; Fungi; Ascomycota; Sordariomycetes; Sordariales; Sordariaceae. The coding region runs from base 592 to 2718 and encodes 708 amino acids. The transcript is spliced from 4 exons. Gene Ontology annotation, cellular component: cytosol.